Monosiga brevicollis MX1 is the source of this 1651-nucleotide messenger RNA. RefSeq lists its product as uncharacterized. Gene Ontology annotation, molecular function: DNA-binding transcription factor activity, RNA polymerase II-specific; metal ion binding; RNA polymerase II cis-regulatory region sequence-specific DNA binding. The coding region runs from base 1 to 1470 and encodes 489 amino acids. The transcript is spliced from 4 exons. NCBI's taxonomy places the organism in Eukaryota, Choanoflagellata, Craspedida, Salpingoecidae. Gene Ontology annotation, cellular component: nucleus. The record is from RefSeq and is a predicted model, not a curated record. Gene Ontology annotation, biological process: regulation of transcription by RNA polymerase II; negative regulation of DNA-templated transcription.
AUGGAUCUCGCCGAAGCCGAGGCUACGCUGCAAAGCCUUGAGGAGGCACUACAGAUUGGAGGCCCAAACCCAGAGCUGGAGGCAAUGCGCCAGGACCUGCACGACCUCGUCCAGUUGCUGCGCAGCGAGCAGGCAUCCUCCUCAGCCCCAUCAACAGACAAGGCGCAGUCGCAGCAGCCGCCUGCCCAGGCACAGUCGUCUUUGUCUGGAAAUCAAAACCCUGUCUCAAAUGCGCCUCCGCAAACAUCAAAAGACCAAGCCUAUGCCAGCUUUUUCGCGACUGAGGAAGCACGCGUAGCGACCGUAACGGCCGAUACGCGCGCACACCGUCCAGCGUAUCGCGAAACCAUCGCCCCAGGCUCCGAAUGCAUGGCGCCCUUUACAACAAAGCAAGGCGAGCGAGCCCAUCACUUGGCUCGCGUCCUUUUCCUUGAGACUGAUGGCCAGAACUGCCUGGUUGACUUCCAACGCCCAUUGUCUGCGGACAUGUGCACUUGCCCUGCCUUCCUGCAAGGACAUUGCCGCUUUGACACGGGCUGUUCCUGGUCACACGGCCAUCGCGUGUCAGUGGAUGCAUUGAAACCAGCUGCUGAGCAGCCACUGGAAAUCAAUGCGCUGUGCCUGGUCCGUAGCGGCCCGCGUCUCUGGCGUCGAGCCCUCUUGCGCGGGGUCGCUGAUGAUGGCCAAGCCUUGGUAUCAUGGGUCACACCCCUCGGUGUGGCCUCCGGAUCAACCGAUGUUAUUGCAGUCUCCAGUGAUCAUUUGGCCCCAAUGUGUGCUGAAGCAGAAACUCUCUCUGAUGAUGACGACUCGGAUGGCGACUCGGAUGACGAUGCUGAGGAGGAUACCGUAACAACAACCGCGAGAAUCGACGUCAAGACGUUUGGGGCUUGGGAGCGGCACACUUCGGGCAUCGGCCUUAAGCUCCUGCAAAAAUAUGGUUACAAACCCGGCGAUGGCUUGGGAGCAGAUAAGCGUGGCCGUGUCGAGCCCGUGGCGGCCCUGGUGGUGCCAGCAGGGAAGAGCCUGGACAAGAUCAUGCAGCUUCGCGCUCAGGGUCGCCUACACUUUGUGGGUGAGCCUCCAGCUAAGAAACAUGGCGCGCGGCGAACGAACAAGCCCACAGUCUUUGACAAGCUAAAUCGCAUUCUGGCCGAGCCGGCACCAACCGAACGUUCAGGCACCCCGAUGGCGCAAACAAACUCAUCCCGUGGACCGUCGACCAAGCCCAGUGGCCCUCCACCAACGGCGCAAGCCCAGCUCUUGGGACUCGAGGCACAGAUUGCUGAACUGGAACGUUUCAAGCAGCGACAGUCGGGACGCGACUCACAGAGCCGCCGCGUCACCGACGCCGUUCAUGGCUACAUUAGCGGCGCUGAUGCUGAGAUUGCCACGCUGCAGGCGGCCAAGCACAAAUUAGAGAAAGAGAUCAAGCGGAAAAAGUCUCGCGACACACGUCGCCUUUUCUAAGCGUCCCUGAAUCGAUUUUCCAAGCUAGGCUGGUUUUGGGGUUUUUGUGUUUCUGACCUCAUCUUGUUCUGAUCAUGACCUGGGCUCACUUGUCAUUGUUCUGUGUUUAACGGACGAGCGGUUGAUGCGGCGUGACGUUGCGCGGUAUACAUGAGAAAGAAGUUCAAGUUCAGUGGCCUGG